UUUGGCAAAGUAAACUUUAUUUGUUAUUAUGACAAGCCAGGCUCGGAAUAGUCUAAAAGGUGGAGAGACCUCUGGUCCUUCUGGUUUGGUCGCCAGGAAACAUGAGAAGGGUCACGUGAAAAUGACGAUGGUGCGGAAAGACGGUAUUAUGAAAGAGCUCAUCGAGAGGGAGGAAAAGUCCAAAAGCGAGUGGGAGGAAAAAUUUGGCUUUUUAAAAAAUACUCAUAAAGACUUUCAAAAAAGAUUGAUUGAGCUAAAAUUAAGAGAACCAUCAAAGGAGGAAACUGCAGAUUUUAACAGCUCAAAAACGCCAACCGGAGAUAAAUUGCCCAAAACAACCUCUGGUCUUGUAGGAUGGAAUGCAGAUGGAGCUUCACUGAUAAAUGCAGUGGCAGGACCUUUGUACAUUUCUCCAAAGCUGACGCUGAGAGCUGAGGGAUCUGUCCGAAGCAAACUGAUGGAAAACCAAAAGCACAUUAUCCUGGGGUGAAAUUUAUGUAUUUUUGUACAAGAAAACAACCGGUUCACGAUGAAAAGCUUUUUAAUUCGCCAUGUAAUUACAUAUGCAAUAGGAGAGAUAAUAAAUUACGGUAAAACAUAAAAAUGCCCCAAAGCUUAGAGAUGUGAUUCUCGGCUCUUGAGGUUUGAUUUGUAUUGGAUAUAAUGCAGAAUUCCUUCGGGAUUACUUUUUUAACUUUGAAUUUUAGACUCGCUCCCUAAACCUGCUUUAUCAGAGGUAAAGUCCUCAUUGUCACAGUAAAAUUUGUGCUCAAAU
Messenger RNA from Neocloeon triangulifer, 775 nucleotides. RefSeq lists its product as uncharacterized. Lineage: Eukaryota; Metazoa; Arthropoda; Insecta; Ephemeroptera; Baetidae. The transcript is spliced from 4 exons. The coding region runs from base 29 to 490 and encodes 153 amino acids. The record is from RefSeq and is a predicted model, not a curated record.